UGCAGCACUUCCGUAUUUUCGUACUUGGUGUCUCUCGCUGCAACAUACAAACAGACUCCCUGAUAGCCCUAACUGACGUCACAUGAUCUUAUCGAUAAGCCCGGCAACUGGUCCCGCAUCUCAUCGAUUCUCCUCCCACUUCGAGGUGGCAAGCUGGGAUCGAGCAUCAUGGAGAACAUGGAGAAUACGGAAGAGAGGACCGUAUUGCGCAAGGAUCAGCUGGAAAUUAGCUUGCACAACGAGAAAAGACUAAUCAAAGAAGGCACCAUCAAGGAUGACAACCCACUAGACCUCAGUGAGCCGUUCCGUGAACUUUGCAGUGCUUGCCGGAGAGGUGAUCUGAAAGCCUGCCAGGAGAAAAUCACCGAGGGCGUCAAUGUGAACGCACGCGAUUUAUAUGAUUACACGCCAUUGAUCUUGGCCAGCCUAUGUGGACACUAUGAAGUUGCGCAACUUUUACUUGAAUCAGGCGCGCUGUGCGAAAGAGAUACAUUUCAAGGAGAAAGAUGUCUAUACAAUGCCUUGAACGAUCGGAUUCGAAACCUGCUCCUCGAGUACGAUUAUUCCAAGUCCACGGACCCACUCCAGCCCCUUGCUGCGCAUACCGCUUCAUUGCUUACUCGCGAAACCCCCGUGACAACCGAUAUCACUGUGGCCGUCGGCGACCGAGACAUCGGCCUCCACAAGUUCAUAUUGGCCGCCCGCUCUCCAUACUUCCGCACCAAGCUUGCCGCUGCUCCAGAAACCACGACAUGGAAGCUUCCCAGUGCAACUCCACCGGAGGCAUUUGCCGCUGCAAUCCGAUAUCUAUACUUGGGUGAAGCUCCUCGCGAACUACGGAGUGGACCGGGGACCGGAUUCACAGAAUCCGAGGUCUUCACGGGCAUCGAUAAGAUCUCGAAAUACCUCGAAAUUGAAAGUCUCAUGGAUAGCCUGCUGGAUAGCGGGGAUAGACGGCGCGCACGGCAACGCAGAACCACGGAGCUUGCCAAGGGCCGUGAACAAUUAGAAGAGUGGUUCCGCCAGAAUGUCCUGGGUCAUAGGGUGGUCGUGGAGACAUCGAAAGUGAAUGAUGUCAAGUGGGAUCGCAAUAAUGCAAUCUUUGCAGAUGUGCUCCUGCGAGCAGAUGAGCUCGCGGACGAGGAUGAUAGCGCUGCAGACGAGAUACCGAAAUCAACCCUAUUCCCCUGCCACCGGGCAAUGCUUCUGCGAUCAGAGUUCUUCCAGGCUAUGUUCACCUCCUCGUUCAGAGAAGCGCAUGUCACGAAUGAUCUCCACAUCAUCGAUGUGGACUGUUCGCCUGACGUUUUGGAGAUUAUCCUGACCUUCUUAUACACCGAACGGGCAGAUUUCCCUCUGGAAAUUGCCGUCGACGUGUUGUUCGCCGCGGACAUGCUCUUUAUCGAGAAGUUGAAGACCAAGGCGGCCGUUGUCAUCAGUACUUUGGGCAGUGGAGUAUCUCAAUCCGAGGCAGCUCGGACUCGUGGUACCAAGGAUGAAGAUGACAUCGAUAUUUAUGCGAUUAUUCGAGCCGCUUGGUUGACACGCGUCCAGCGUCUGGAAGAGUUUGCUGCUCGUUUCCUCGCAUAUAGACUAGAGGCUCAUAUCGAUUCGCCCGAAUUUGCGGAGUUAAUUCAAGAGUCUGCGGCUCGGAUUCAGGCGCGCCAGGAAACUGACUCGAUUGAAUUGCUGGACGAUAUUCGCUUCUACCUCAAUGAGCGUUUCAGACUGCGGUUCGACGAUGCCGGUCUUGAUGAGUUGAUGGAAGAGCAGCCACCACCUGCAAAUGGCGAUGGCACCGCUCAAGGUGACGACAUGGAAAAAAUCAUAGAAGGAGUUGAGGCGAUAAAUGUGGCCAAUUCGACACCGGUGAUCGUACCAGAGGCGACUAGUCAGCAACCGUAUGGUUAUACCCGAGAGAUUCGAACACUGGACGGUGCGCUCGUCGAGGACGAAUUCGACGAGGACGCGAUGAACUACCAAAUUCUGUUGGAAAAGCUGGAUGCUCUCUUGGAGAGAUUGAAUUUGGACGCGUAAGUUCUAUGUGCAGGGUGAUCUUCUGAUCGACCAAAGCCCGGCAAUGCAGAUUCAGCUGCAUCUGCGCUACGAUCUUACGACCUUGAUUUUAAACACUUGGCAUUAGAGGCAAUGUGAGUUUUGCAUAUACAUUUCAUUUACAUACAAGACAGACAAAAUCUAGAUAUACAUGUCGGUUGCAUUUUUGUGUCAUGAACCGCGGGCAGUGACCAGCACAUUUUGCACACGUAGAUGAAACCUGCGGCAUGAUUUUGCAGGAAGAUCCAAUGUAUGUCGAGACCCUGGCUCGAUGGACUUGGCACAUGCAAAGUCGAUAGAUAGUUGCUCAUGACCACUAUAUACCACAGGCCAUUUGGAAAGUUUCCUUUCGAUCCAUGACGGGUUGAUGGUUCAAUUACCCUCGACGGGUGUCGUAACCAACAUCUCCGUUAGGCUGUAGUGGGGUCCCUUGGGAAAAUCUGCGAUGAGCGCAGACUUGAACAGUCCCACGACCUUCGAUUGUGUUCGGAAACGCCGUCAUGGUACUAUGACAACGAAAGACCUCAAUGGCGGGUUGAGGCCUUCUGGCUUCAAUGUUCGUGAUCGUUGCGCUUGGUUCAAGUGACAACCAAGCGUUGUGACUAUCACCGCCGUACUUCCGGUUGCUCUUUAUCUUUGCCUGAUGCGGCCCUCUGUUUCUUUUCUUCCAUUUUGGCAUCCAAGUCCCGGAUCUGAUUCUCGAGUAUGCCUUUACGGGCAGUCAGGUUGGAGCGCAUGUUCUGGAGAGCUGUAAGUUGCUCAUCGAAGGUGGAUUCUUGGCGUUUUCGCGUGGUCUAGACAGGCAAUGAAAGAAAAAGAUUAAAAUCUGACACAAUUGUUG
Molecule: messenger RNA, 2896 nt
Organism: Penicillium brasilianum
Lineage: Eukaryota; Fungi; Ascomycota; Eurotiomycetes; Eurotiales; Aspergillaceae
Source: the annotation of a GenBank genome assembly